Molecule: messenger RNA, 760 nt
Organism: Sitodiplosis mosellana (orange wheat blossom midge)
Lineage: Eukaryota; Metazoa; Arthropoda; Insecta; Diptera; Cecidomyiidae
Exons: 2
Coding region: 126-581 (151 amino acids)
Source: RefSeq, a predicted model, not a curated record
CCACACAGUUCAAAUUUGGUUGUGCUAUUUGCUCCGAUGCUUUUGACAUCAACCAAAAAGUGUUUGCCGUGAAUUGUGGUCAUGUUUACCACGGAACAUGCUUGCGACAAUGGUUAACGACACAAAUGCACUCUGCUGUACCCACAACGUGCCCAAAAUGUCGUGCAUCGGUUACCCAAAUGCGGCGCUUGUUUCUACAUCAAGUUGAUGUCACUCCCGAAAAUAGCUCAGGCUCUGAAGACAAUUCAAUUGCUGAGGAAGAAAUUGAAAGCGACGCUGAUUCGAUUGAUACGAUAUCCGAGGAUUCGUUGGUUCCAGCUUCUGAUGAAGACACAUCAACAACUGAAGAAGAAGAAGAAGUAGAUUAUGAAAGUUCAAUGCAAUCUCUUCGAUCAAUUUUGGAUACGAUGCGUCGGUCGGAAUAUGGAAGAAACAUAGAUUUUCUGUCAGCUUUGGAUCGACGAUUGGAUACGACAAUAAAUGAACUUCGUGAGAUGGGCUACACGGUUGAUGGCUUGUGGGAUAAUAUUCGCAAUGAACGAGCCAGUGAACGCGACAAUUUCAAUUUUCAAUUCAAUUGAAUUUUCUUCUAUGUGAUGAUGUCACAUUGUUCGUCUAAAUCCAAAAUGCAAUCCAUACAUGUUUUACGUUUAUAGUAAUCCAUCCAAAGAAAUUAGAAGUAGGGAAAAAAAUAUUGAAGUACAACAAAUGAACUGAAUUUAUAGUGCCUUAUUUACUGAAGAAAUAAAUAAAAAUUCAA